This is a messenger RNA of Diatraea saccharalis (sugarcane borer), 2886 nucleotides long. Lineage: Eukaryota; Metazoa; Arthropoda; Insecta; Lepidoptera; Crambidae. The record is from the annotation of a GenBank genome assembly.
GUCUUUAUCUGUGGUCAGUCCCGUCUGUCUUGCUGUCUCGCGUUUGGAUUAUUUUUACUUGAAUAUUACCUACCACGCGCAUUUUGAUACUCAUUUAAAUACUGUAUUCCUUGAUAAUUAUUCCAUUCAUUAUAACUGUAAGAAUAGUCUAUUUUGACAAGUUGUGAUGCCUCCCAAAAAGGUAGAAGAACCAGAGAAGAAACCUCUGAUUGGAAGAGUAGGUACAAACCUCAAAGUGGGCAUUGUCGGUGUACCCAAUGUUGGCAAAUCAACAUUCUUUAAUGUGCUUACUAAGAGCCAAGCUGCCGCAGAAAACUUCCCAUUCUGCACAAUUGACCCCAAUGAAAGUAGGGUACCAGUGCCGGAUGAACGAUAUGACUAUCUCUGCGAAUAUCAUAAACCAGCAAGUAAAGUUCCGGCCUUCCUGAAUGUCGUGGACAUCGCCGGCUUAGUACGAGGCGCAGCCGAGGGACAAGGACUUGGCAACGCUUUUCUAUCACACAUCAAGGCUUGUGACGCUAUUUUUAAUUUAUGUCGUGCUUUCGAUGAUGAGGAUGUUAUUCAUGUAGAUGGUGAGGUAAAUCCAAUUCGCGACUUGGAAACGAUCGGCGAAGAACUGAGACUUAAGGACGAGGAGCAACUAAUGCAGAACAUUGAAAAAUUAGACCGCGCUGUAAACCGUGGCAAUGACAAGAAACUGAAACCUGAAUAUGAUUCACUGUUGAAGAUUAAAACAAUUUUAGUAGAUGAAAAAAAACACAUUCGUUUCGGUGAUUGGAGUGCUGCUGAUAUAGAAAUUUUGAAUAAAUAUCUAUUUUUAACUUCAAAACCAGCGCUUUAUCUAGUGAAUUUAUCCGAAAAAGAUUAUACACGUAAGAAGAAUAAAUGGUUGCCUAAACUCAAAGAAUGGAUCGAUAAAAAUGAUCCUGGAGCACCUUUGAUCCCGUUCUCAGGAGUCUUGGAAAUGAAAUUAUUAGAAAUGGAUCCGGAAGAAAGGAAAGCUUACUUGAAAGAAAACAAUAUCACUAGCGCUUUGGAUAAAAUCAUUGUCCAGGGUUACAAAGCCUUGCAGUUGGAAUACUUCUUUACGGCAGGACCGGAUGAAGUAAAAGCGUGGACAAUACAGAAAGGAACGAAAGCACCUCAGGCAGCUGGCAGAAUCCACACUGACUUCGAGAAGGGAUUCAUCAUGGCCGAAGUGAUGCACUUCAAGGACUUUAAAGAGGAAGGCACUGAAGCAGCCUGUAAAGCUGCCGGAAAAUACAGGCAACAAGGCCGAAAUUACGUAGUAGAGGAUGGCGACAUAAUAUUUUUCAAAUUCAACGCGGGCGCCGGCCUGUCUAAGAAGAAAUGACGUGACAAGGUUCUGCUUCUGUUAGUACACUUUCUGUACUUUAAUCUUGUUCUCUACUCCUUGUUACAUGUCGCUUGAAUGUAUUUAUUUUCUCUCAUCAUCUCGUCAUUGUAAGAAUCAUAUUGAUAUUGCAAGUUAAUAAUAAUAUUUAUUAAUUAUGAAAUUUUAUUUAUUUGUGCUAUUAUCAGCAUAUAAAUACAGAAAAUGUUUGACUAUAUUCUCACUAGCUUCGCUACUUAGUCCUAUUGGGAAUUGAUAAUACUUUUCCCACACGAGAUAUAACCACUAAAACAUUCAUAUUACUUUUUUUGUAAUGAGCUAUAAGGAAUGUUACCUUUUUAAAUAUAUAAUAUAAGAAUAAAGAUAUGAUGCUUUUAUAAUUGUCGUUUAUUUAAAGUUAAUACGUGUACUUCUUAUAAAAAUAUAUGCAUUUAUUGCACGAAAUUAUUAGGUCUGAUGGAUUUACUAUGAAAUUCGAGUCACGCUAGGAGCGAAUGUUUGUCUAUUGUACAAUUGUACAUUGUCAUUUUAAUGGUCGUUUGAUCGAUUAUCAUAACAAGAGGUUAGCUUACAUUGGAACUAGAUAUUUGGCAUGAAAGUUGAGAGUAUAUAUACUAGUCAUUUGCUUCGAGUUGGUCGCUGCUUUUGUCCCCGCUUCAUCGAUCCUAUGAGUACCGUUAGCAACGCAAUCGCGGACGUAUAUCGAUAUUAUCGCUUCAUUUUUUUUUUAUUAUAAAUUUAUGUUUUUGUCCAAAUGUACGUUAAGAAUAUCAAAUCCCAACUCAUCUUUAACGAAUGGAGAGUUUAAUGAAAAUACGAGUAUUAUACUUUUGAUGUUGCUACCAUUUGAUGGGCCAAUGACGUCAUUUAGUAACGGCCAUCUUGAAGCAAUAGACUAGCAUAAUGAAAUAUUUAUUUAUGAAUAUAUAAUAUAAAUUUCUAGUACAUUUGGUCAUACAAACUUUAUUAUUUUCAUAACAUUACCUACUUCUAAAUAGGGAUGGUGACUAAUUUUUGUUUGUCCGUCCGUCGGUUAGAUUAUUGAAGAAUAUUAAACACGUUUCUUUUUUAUUUUGUGUAAAUUAUGCAAAGAAAUACGUAUCUUAUAUAUUUCUAUUAUCUAAUUGACGGAUCAAAUAGAUUUAUUUUUAACUAGCAUCAUCCCUAUUAACAUAAUAAUAAUAAUAUGAUCAUUAUCUAGGCACAUUAUAAUAAAAAACGGUAAUGCAAUUGUCCGAUAUCUAUAUAAAAAUCCUUUAUAUGCUGAAUUAAUGUGACUGGUUAUUUUAGUGCAAAUUGUAAUUUCGUUUUAUAUUUAUUUAUUGAAAGAUUGAGAGAUAUUGAGAUAAAGCCUUACAACUUUGCAAUUUCUAUUAUAUCUUAUUCUGAAUUGUUUAUUGCUAAGUGAACGUCGUAUUGAUAUGGUAGUUAUUGUAAAUCUAAUGAGAACUACUUUAAGUACAUAAAUGUAUAUGUACAUUUUGUAUUAAGGGUCGAUUUUUAUUUGAAUUAAAUAUUUUUAAUGAAUUUUC